Molecule: messenger RNA, 6303 nt
Organism: [Torrubiella] hemipterigena
Lineage: Eukaryota; Fungi; Ascomycota; Sordariomycetes; Hypocreales; Clavicipitaceae
Source: the annotation of a GenBank genome assembly
GUGCUGUGCGGUUAGCAAAAUGUACAGUACUGUGGCUCCGGUACGACACAGCAAAAGCGUGCUUACAUAACACAGAUUUUUCCACACAACCACAAAAACGAGGGCACCAGCGGGGCUCAUCCACAGAGACAAGUCGUCCCAAAUAGGGCUAGCGCGUCGCUUAACCCACAAACUGCGCUCGAAUUUUUGCUGUGGCCCAGGGUUUGUGGGCGGUCCAAAGGUGAAAUUUCCUACGGGCUUCUUGUUCAGUUUUCCCCUUCACCAUACUAACCAUAACAGAUAUCACGACAUCUGAGCCGCCAAAAUGGGUGCCCUUAAGUAUGUCGAGGAACUUCAGAAGAAGAAGCAGUCCGAUGUGAUGCGCUUCCUUCUCCGCGUUCGCUGCUGGGAGCUUCGUCAGCUGAACGUCAUCCACCGUGCCAGCCGUCCCUCCCGCCCCGACAAGGCCCGCCGCCUUGGCUACAAGGCCAAGCAGGGCUACGUCGUCUACCGCGUCCGUGUCCGCCGUGGUGGCCGCAAGAAGCCUGCUCGCAAGGGUGCCACCUACGGCAAGCCCACCAACCAGGGUAUCAACCAGCUCAAGUACCAGCGCUCCCUCCGCGCCACCGCCGAGGAGCGUGUCGGCCGCCGCUGCGCCAACUUGCGCGUCCUCAACUCCUACUGGAUCAACCAGGACUCUACCUACAAGUACUUCGAGGUCAUCCUUGUCGACCCCCAGCACAAGGCCAUCCGCAUCGACCCCCGCAUCAACUGGAUCGUCAACCCCGUCCACAAGCACCGCGAGGCUCGUGGCCUUACCUCCACCGGCAAGCGCUCCCGUGGUCUCAACAAGGGUCACCGCUACAACAAGACCACUGCUGGCCGCAGAAAGACCUGGAAGCGCCACAACACCCUCUCCCUGUGGCGCUACAGGUAAAGGGUUUAACCCAAUCUUGGUUCGCUCACAGGCUCGUAACGCCAGUCUUAUCGAUUGGCACUGCGUGGUUGUGGGUGGCCUUGCGAGCUCGCUUCUGUCUGUGAUGUACUACUGCUUGCUUGCCUUGUGGGAUGUAUGCUGGAGGCAUUGGUCGACUUUGCAUCACUCCAUAUACUCCUCACUACCCUCAUCUCUGCAGGUGUGUGCAGGACGAAUGUGCAGUGUGGUGUAGGUGGAGAAACCUCUUUUAAAAAUAAAAUGAAAUAGUUCGUUAUGACUAGUUUAAAUACGACGUAGAGCAUUCAAUGAAUUGACGUCUCUUAUAAAAACACAUGGGCCCAUGGAUACCCUAACUCCUGACUGAUGUAGUGCGUAGACGUAUGUGGCGGCUAAUUUGUUCAACAGGCCGACCACGCACAUGAUGCAUGCUUGCCACUACAACGAUACUAGCACACAAUUAUAGAAAGUACAUUUCUUCAAAUUCAUUUUAUCUUUCUUAUCUUACGCAAUCAUACAAAAUAAAACACUUAAAAAGUCAAAAAAUACGCAACUGAAAUCUCAACUCAUACCUCCGAAAAUCUUGGCUCCAGAGAGCAGAGCAAGCUUCCUGGGAGGCUGCUACCACUCCAUUGACAGCCUAGGAUGCCCUGAGCAUCAUCUUCCUUAGAUUACAAACCUUUGCACACAAAACGAUGGUUGUCAUGCAAAUGAUGCACUGGCGUGUGCAAGAAUAAUUCAAAAGCUUGGCAGGACUGAACACUCAAUAUGCAUUGGCCAAGUAGUCAUGAAAUCUUUUUUUGUAGUUGUACACACAAAGUAUCUUGCAAGAUACUGUGUUUCUCUGAAUGUCGCAUGUCGUCGCCGACUAGUCGGCCUUGCGUGCUGUAAAUAUUCAAACAUGGUUGAGUUAUCGUGAAGGUCAUGCCAAAAAUCGUAAUUGUAUGCGGAUGAUCGGUGCUCAUUCUGCAACUCGAACAGAACGCAACCACCAGCGCAUAAUAUAAUACACAUGUAUUCAAGAUGGCAGCAAUGUACAAAGUUAUGAAAUCAGAGCCAUCGAGCCUCUUCUGAUUCCACACCGUUGCCGGUGUUUGGGCCAACACGUUGGCCAAAUGGCGGCUGUUGAAUGGCUCCAGGAGCUCCAGGAGCUCCAGGUGCGGCGGGCAAGCCAGGGCCGACUUGAAAGCCUCCAACGGCAGAAGGGUUAACCUGGUUGUUCAGGCCGGCAGGGGCGACUGAGGGCGCCGCAAUUGGUGCAAUGGAGGAAGUGCUAGACACUCCACGAGCAUGUCCAGGACGAAGGGGGAUCUGGCCUUGGGUGUUGUCAGCCGGGGUAACCUGCCCACUUGACGACGCGCUUCCUCGGUUAUCAUAAGCAGAGACCUUGGCCUGAAUACGUCGACCAUAUGGAGUGGUUCGGAUCUGAGGAAGAAUAGGGCGGAUGGCUUCAACAAGGCGAUACUUCUGGUGAGGGGUAGCAAAUUCAAGAGCUGUCUGGAUGACGUAGUUUGCAUAGUUGUCACGCAAAAGGUUUUCAAUCUCUGUGGGAGAAAGCAUUUCCUCAACGAUCAAGUCCUUUGAUGGGGCCUGGGCACAGCGAAGGCACUUCUCGAUGACAUUGGAACUAAACUUCUGGCGAGACAGGUGCCCAAUGCAGCCCUGGAACAUGGAAACCAGAGGUUCCGUGAAGGUUGGCUCAUUCAGGUCAAUAAUGUACUGAAUGACGUAGUUGCCAAAGGGAUCUUGCACCAGUCGGCGUGCCUCCUGGGUGAUCUUUUGCACAAGCCAGCGCUUCUGAUCACCAGAGGCAUGGUCAAUGCAUCGCUGCAAGACACAGCAGCCAUGCUUGUGGGUGCCAACCUCGACAGAGUGGUUGCCAACGGCAUCAAAGAUAAACUGAGCAUCGACGGAGCUGAGCUUGUUCAGGCAUUUCUGGAUGACGUGGUUGCCAUUGAGGUCCUGGAUUAACUCGACAACGCGAUAACGCAAGGCUUCCAUGAUAAGAGACACCUGCUGGGGGGUGCUGACGUAUUCAAUCAUCUUCUGUAAAGCACGGGUGCCAUGCUGGUUGAGAGCAAUACGGACCAUGUCUUGCGAUGCGUUCUGAAUCAAGACAGUGCGCUCAUCGUCGUUGCAGUAUUCGAGAAGCUUCUGGCACAAAUAAUUUCCAAAAGGAUCCGUCAUAAGCUCGACGACAUGGGGGUUCGUCUCUUGCCAAAUCAUGUGAACCUGAUCAGGCUUGCCCUCUUCGAGUUUCUUCUGUAAAAAUCUACAACCGUGCUGGUCCUUGCACAAUUGAUAGAUUUGUGUUCUCACAGAUUCAAGAGUCGUGUUCUGGUAGCGGCUCAUAGCUGUUGAAUAUUAGCAAUAGGGGUCUUGGCCGUUUAUUCAUAAGACACUUACCAUCAUUGUCAACUUGACGACGGUUUUGGAUGACGCGAGCUUGGCUAUCACGCUGCUGAUUACCCUGGUUAAAAGGCAUCGCACCAAAGUUGUUGAAGUUUUGGUUAGAAAACUGGUUGGAGGAGCCCAAUCCGUUUAGGUUCAGCUGCUGCAUGCUAGACUGAAGCAUAGCCGGGUUGACAGGUGCAGCUACGUUGGGACCAAUAACCUGGUAGUUGGCUCCAGGAUAAAAGUUUUGGAACGCAUUCAUGCCAUUGUUGGGGAUCUGAGGAGCUCCAAUGCUCGACGUGAAAGGAGCAGUCGUCAUUGGAGGACCAAAUGGAGCAGCAUUGCCCUGAAGAGCAGAUUGGAACGAGGGAAAGGCUCCGUUUUGCUCCCUGGAGGUAUCAGCAGAAAGCUCACGGCUAUGGCGAGGAGGGAAGGCGCUGGCGGGGAUACGUCCCAUGCUGGCAUUAUGGUUGUGGAAAUGCUGCUGGGCGUGGUUGUUGGCAUUCAUCAUAGAAGCUCCGUUGCCAGCCUUCGUGGUCGAUACAUCAUUAGCAGAGAACGAGCUCUGAAGCUUAGGAGGAGUGGUCAUGACGUGGCUUCCCUUUGGUGAUACGAGCCCAGAAUCGUUGGCAGUAUCGGACAUGUACUUCAGGUCGAGGGAGUGGCGGAGGGACGCGGGUCGGCUGCCGAUGGUAUUGAGAUCGCCAAACUGAGUUGAUGAUGAUCCGUUUAGAGAUGAGAGGCUCUGCUGUGGGCGAUGACGGUUAACACUGGCCCAAGAUCUGGUUUGCAAUUCGGGUUUGGGGGAUGGCGAUAAUGCAAGGUCAAGUGCAGCGGAAGAAGCAGAGAGCUAAGUGAAAAGGCAUGCAAGGUCAGAAAUCAAUCGCGGGCAAAAUGACAGUUCCAAAAGAAAAAAUGCAAAACGAAACGUGAAGUUGCUCGCAGGCCACGUCAACAGGCAGGUAAAUGCAUAGGACAGCUGUGACAGCUGGCAGGCAGCUGGUGCAGCACUGCAAGAGAGAAUUUUCUUCACCAUUCCAUGCAUCGAGUCUCGCCGUUUCCCCUCUACCAUAAUAACCACGUUGCAAAGAAAUCCAAGCAGAACGAAAUCAAGACUUACAAUUUGGUCAUCGCGUCUCACAAGAGUCGGGAAAGUGUGGUCGGGGGUAUGACGAUGAGGCAUUGCGUUAGGUUCAUCUUCGCCAAAAAGGAAUCGAGCAGUGUUGGUCUGGUCCAAGUUGGACUCAUAUGGUCCGACUCUGGUCUUGGUAGCGGGCAUCGAGUAUCGGUGCAUACUGAAGCAGAGAAAAUUGUCAGCAAUCAUUGCUCAAAUCCGCCAAACAUCGCGGCGUGGUUGUCUGCAGAGCACUUACGCAUUUACGCUCCUCUGGCUGGUGGAAUCUUUGCGAGCAGCAUCUUCCUUCUCAUCAUCGCUGUUUCGGCGGGUGCCCGGCAUCGAACGAGAUGGGAGAGGCUCGUCGUAGCCGUAUCGCUGCUGCAUCAGACCAGAUGGUGGGGAGGUGAUCUGGGAGCCGGAUCGCUGAGGUCUGUUGAAGAGGCCAGGCGGGGACGUCAGGCUGGAAGUUGAGUAUCGGUUUGGUCGCGAAAACAUGGAUGGAAAGCCAGAGGAUGUGUCUCGGUAUUCGGGCGGAGUCGUGGGCUCGGACUGGUGGCCAUUGAGCCGCACAAUUUCUUCUUCCAUCUGCGCGAGCUCUUGAGCCUCUCGUCGCUGCUGCUGGUCAAGCUUCUGCAUUUCCAGCUCAAAGCGGCGGCGCUGCUCGCGAAUCCUCUCAUAUUCCAUCUUCUUCUUCUCAAUCUGUCAUGUCAGGUUAGCAUGGAGGCGCGAUUUGCACGUGCGCAGUCAUCCGCAAAUGACGGCUAGUCAUCGCAAUUUCAUCGCCAGGUACGUACCAAUUGCACCUUGUGCAUUGCAUUCUAAAGCGAAAAUGUUAGGAAUCCAGAUGAAUUUAAAUAUUGUGGUUGGGGUGGGCCACAGAAGCUGUCGUCUGAACUUACGUUGCCAAAGUCAGUGAUGGAGUCAGGGCCACGCGUAGGCGAAGUCAAGGAUGAUAAGGUUGGCACACGACCGGAAUCGGUGGUGAAUCGUCUGGGCAAGUUGGAGCGGAUAUCAUGCAUAGGCUGCUGCUGUCCCAUACGAGUACCUCCAUUGCGAGGAGGCGAAACCAAGGACGACAUCGGCGCUUCUGUCCUCGGCGGUUGUUGGGAACGGAAGUCCAUGCUGGGCAAAUCAGGCACAGGAGCAAUCCAAGUACGCGGAGUAGAAUUGGCACCACUGACGCAAGCCUAAUCGACUGUGUGCAUGGAAGCAAGGUCAGCAAGCGCCUCUGCGGGUGUGGAGGAUGGAAAGAGAGAAAAAUCAGGAUGCAGAAAAGAUGGACGAUGUUGAGGCGGGGUGACCAGAGAUGGAUUGGUCCGUGGGUGUGUCUCGGGGACAGGGGGGAAUGCUCGUUCGGUGGUUGGAAGGGCUCAGAACAGAGGCCUAGGCUCCAUCCCCCAUUGGCUCCAGGCCACAGCGACCUACUCGUGCAAGGAGCCUGAUUGAGGCCCUGGCAGCCACCAUUCGCUUGAGUGGGCGCGACAAUUGGGGAUUCUCUGCGCAGCAAUUAUGCUGCUGUAUACAACAAAUGCGUCGCUGGACGCGAAAGAUUGAUGGGAUUGUUCGGUUUGGUGCUGUGCACGCUUGGGUGUCUAGUACGUACCGAGAAACUCGUCCGCUAACGUUGGGAUCUGUUGGUUGAACUGAGUUUGACUGACGGGAAUCUAGUCGCACAAGGUUUUCAGUUGAAAAGAGUAGUUUACGAGAUGAACAAUGAUAUGUUCAAGAGGACCAGCACGUUUUUUCCUCACUUGCCCGAAAAAAACUGCCUGGCACUCGCCUAUAUGCCCUAGCUCAAAUUUGAUAACAAAUAACACCGAGGGGCGGGCGAACGGUCGCUGGUGGCCACGCACACGGGUGGAGAGGAAGAAAAAAGCGG